AUGUUCGACGUCGUCCGAGGAACGAAUUUGACCAUGAUCGUCAACAACACAGCGCUCACCGAGUCGACUUCUUCGGCAUUUGGGCGUGGGCCUGGAGAAGAGAACACCUUGUACGUGUCCUGCGGUGGACGUCCCGUUGACAAUGCGACACACCUCGCCGCGUCGGUGCAGAGUUUGAAUAUCUUGUCGGUUCUAAAUACCACUGAUAGUACAGCUUCGAAUAGUUCAGAUGAUAACUCAAUUGGGGGCUCAGAUGGUUCAGACAGUUCAGAUGGACCAGAGUCGUCCUCCGGAAAGUUGCUGGCUCCAACUGUUGCUGGGCAAGCGGCACUGCUGGGCCUCUAUGCUAGUGUGUGA
Messenger RNA from Rhinocladiella mackenziei CBS 650.93, 357 nucleotides. RefSeq lists its product as uncharacterized. The transcript has a single exon. The coding region runs from base 1 to 357 and encodes 118 amino acids. NCBI's taxonomy places the organism in Eukaryota, Fungi, Ascomycota, Eurotiomycetes, Chaetothyriales, Herpotrichiellaceae. The record is from RefSeq and is a predicted model, not a curated record.